Molecule: messenger RNA, 1170 nt
Organism: Beauveria bassiana ARSEF 2860
Lineage: Eukaryota; Fungi; Ascomycota; Sordariomycetes; Hypocreales; Cordycipitaceae
Exons: 1
Coding region: 1-1170 (389 amino acids)
Biological process (GO): canonical NF-kappaB signal transduction
Source: RefSeq, a predicted model, not a curated record
AUGGAUGGCAGAACGUCUCCCAAGAGACGACACAUUCUUUCCUCCAUCAACCCCGAGAAUUCAUCGCAUCCGCUCUUGAGGCAUCGAUCCACGGAGCGCCGCCUACGCUCCGCAACUCCGCCUUCGCGGUCGCCACGAGACAAGCCAGCAGCCAAUGGCGAUACGAAGGAAAUCGACGAUGGCGACACGACGCGUCCAAGGCGUAGCCGUCUGAAGCUGAAAGGCGAGGGUUCUAGUCGUAGCCAUCGCAGUCAUCGUAGCAGCCGGCGGCACUGCUCGCGAGAAGACUACAACAAUGAUGAGCCACAAGAGUCUUCACGUCGUCGUCGCCACCGUUCGCGAGACGGCCGCCAUGAUCAUGAUGAAGGAAAAGAUUACUCACGCCGACAUAGCCAUCGUCAUCGGCAUCGGCAUCGACGACGCAGCCGCUCACCUACCCCGCCAAACCCAUAUGAGGAGGAGCCGCUUGACCCAGAAGCGGCAUUCCGCGAGUCGCUAUUCGACGCCAUGGCAGAUGAAGAGGGCGCUGCCUACUGGGAGGGUGUCUACGGACAACCGGUCCAUAUCUACGAGCAAGACAAGGUCGGCCCGCAAGGCGAGCUAGAGCGCAUGACGGACGAGGAAUACGCAGCCCACGUGCGGCAGAAGAUGUGGGAAAAGACGCACGCCGGUCUGCUGGAGGAGCGCGCACGGCGCGAAGAACGUCGUAAGCAGAAAGAAGAGGAGGCCCGCCACAACAAGAAGCUACACGAGGAAAUGGAGCGCAGCCUUCGCCGCGGCGAGGCACGUCGCGAGCGGAGAUACUGGGCGCGUCGCUGGGAGGAUUACACUGCGUCGUGGGAGAAUUGGGACGGGGCGGCCCGGACCAUGGCCUGGCCAUGGAAGGGCGGUGUGGCCAAGCGCGCCGCGGGCUGGGGCAUCGUCGAAGACGGCGAGGAGGAAGAGAUUGACGAGCAGGAGGUGCGGGAGUUCUUCGUCCACGGACUGGCGGCGGACGAGAUCGGCGAGGCGGCCUUUGUGUCCAAGCUGAAGGAUGAGCGUGUGCGGUGGCAUCCGGACAAGAUUCAGCAGCGUCUGGGAGGUAAAAUGGACGACAAGGUGAUGAGAGAUGUCACGGCGAUUUUUCAAAUCAUCGAUAGACUAUGGGCUGAUAUGCGACAAAAGGAGUAG